Medicago truncatula (barrel medic) is the source of this 2058-nucleotide messenger RNA. Its product is annotated as IQ domain-containing protein IQM6. The coding region runs from base 39 to 1778 and encodes 579 amino acids. Lineage: Eukaryota; Viridiplantae; Streptophyta; Magnoliopsida; Fabales; Fabaceae. The record is from RefSeq and is a predicted model, not a curated record. The transcript is spliced from 8 exons.
CCGUAUCCUUUACUUAAUUAACUUUGCAAACAGGGAAGAUGAUGCUUGAAGGAUCGGUUAGCAUUAAUGGCCGGGAGUUGGAGACGAUGCUUGCUUUUAAAUCUCCCACAGAAGAUGUAGAAAAUGACUUAUUUGGUAAACCAGUAAGCAGAAAGAGUAGAGAAAAUUACGAUGAUUUGUCAGGAUCAUUUAGUAACUUGUCUGAGAAGGGCUUGUAUUCCCCAGCAUUGCGAGAGCCUCUGCACCAUAGAGACCUAGCUGCACUUAGAUUGCAGAAAGUUUACAAAAGUUUUCGAACAAGAAGACAACUUGCAGAUUGUGCAGUUCUUGCAGAACAAAGAUGGUGGAGGGCUUUGGAUUUUGCUGAACUAAAGCGCAGUUCUAUAUCAUUUUUUGACAUUGAAAAACCUGAGACUGCCGUUUCACGUUGGUCAAGGGCAAGAAGGAGAGCUGCCAAGGUGGGAAAAGGUUUAUCUAAGGAUAGGAAGGCUCGUAAACUUGCUUUGCAGCACUGGCUAGAGGCAAUUGACCCUCGACAUCGCUAUGGCCACAACCUUCAAUUUUAUUAUGUCCAGUGGCUACAUUGUGACAGUAAUCAACCUUUCUUCUAUUGGCUUGAUAUUGGGGAAGGCAGGGAAUUCUGUUCCGAGAGAUGUUCUAGAUUAAAGCUUCAGCAGCAAUGCAUCAAGUAUUUGGGUCCAGAGGAAAGAACGGACUUUGAAGUAGUUAUUGAGAAUGGGAGGCUGUUCUACAAAAACGGAGGGAGUCCCGUUGAAAGUAAAGGAGAUGCUAAGUGGAUUUUUGUACUUAGCACAUCCAAGACAUUGUAUGUUGGGCAGAAGAACAAGGGCACAUUUCAACAUUCAAGCUUCCUAGCUGGUGGAGCCACAUUAUCUGCUGGCAGAUUAGUGGCUGAUGAUGGUGUUCUUAAGGCGGUUUGGCCUCACAGUGGACAUUAUCUCCCAACUGAAGAAAAUUUCCAAGAAUUCAUGAAAUUUCUUAGGGAGCAUAAUGUGGACCUUACAAAUGUAAAGGUAAAACAUGACAUUGUUGCAUAUAGUAAAAACUCAAUUGAAGAUGAUGAAACAAUCAAAAUGAACACGGAACAUCAUGUAAGAAGAAAAUCUUUAGAGGCCAUGCUGCAUCUAAACAUCGAAACCGAAAGUUCGAGCAGCACAUUAGCCGAAGAGUUACCAGAGGAUAGAAAUGAGGAUUCUACUGCUGAUUCAAACCCUGAUCUACCGUCUAGAUUGUCAAAACGACUUGGAUCGAAAAUAUCAAGACUCGAAAUACCAGAAAGAGGCAGCAUUUUCGGUCAAGUAUUAGCAGUACAUCGUCCAAUUAGCAAAUUCUAUUGUCCAGAAACAGACUCGGAUUCAGAAUCAGAAGGUGGUUAUGAGACAGCAGAAGAAUCAUUUAUUGAAGAAGAAGAUUUUAUGUUUUCAAAAUCAAAUUUGUUUGUUGAAGAUCAAGACAAUGAAGAAGAAAAGUCUAUUCCAAAAGAAAUGAUAAUGAAGAGAAUAGAUUCACAUAAAGGAAUGAAAUCAUAUCAAUUGGCAUAUCAUUUAUCUACCAAAUGGACAACAGGUGCUGGUCCUAGGAUUGGUUGCAUGAGAGACUAUCCAGCAGAGCUUCAGUUUUUCAUCCUUGAGCAACAAAAUUUGUCUCCGAGGUCAAGAACAACAGCUCCAUCGCCUCGGAUACCGCCGUUGUCUCGAUUCAAUCCACGUGUUGCUUCUUCUCCAAUUCCUUCGGCAGAUGAAGCACCAACUAUUUAAGGGAUGUUAGUUCUGUUGGGGGUCAUUGGAGAUUUGGAGUAUAUAAAACCGAAUAGGAUUUUCUUUUUUUGAAGUCACUCUUUAAACCCAUAUAUAGUUCUUGUAGGUCUUGUGGUUGUGAGUGAGGGGAACAAAAGAACUUUGCAUGCAUAUUGUUCUAGUUCCAAAUGCAGAGAGAGAGUUUGAUUGAGUUUGCAAUCUAGAUAUGAAACACUAGCAUGCAACAUGCAAAUCAUUAAUGACAUGUGUUAUAGUUAUGAAGCAAGUUUAUUUGAGAAUU